CACUGGGGAGAAGCCUAUGUAUGUAAACAAGGUGGGAAAGCUUUCAUCAGACAAGAUACUUAUCAAUUACAUGAAGGAAGUCACGCUGGAGAGAAACGUUAUGUAUGUCAGCAAUGUGGGAAAGGUUUCAGCAGACAAUAUAGUUGUCAAAUACAUGAACGAACUCACACUGGGGAGAAACCCUAUGUAUGUAAGCAAUGUGGGAAAGCUUUCAUCACGCGAAAGGACUGCCAAAGACAUGAAAGGACACAUACUGGGGAGAAACCUCAUGAAUGUAAACAAUGUGGGAAAGCUUUCAGCACAAACAAGGACUGUCAAAGACAUGAGAAGACUCACACAGGGGAGAAACCGUAUUUAUGCACACAAUGUGGGAAAACCUUCAGCAUACAUGGUAGUUGCCAAAGGCAUGAAAGAAAUCACACUGGAGAGAAACCCUAUGCAGUUAAGCAAUGUGAGAAAGCUUUUAGCACACAAAGCUGUUGUCAAGUACAUGAGCAAACGCACACUGGGGAGAAACCCCAUAUGUCUAAGCAAUGUGGUAAAGCAUUCAGCACACAAAGCUAUUGUCAAAUACAUGAACGGUCUCACACUGAGGAGAAACCCCAUGUAUGUACACAAUGUGGGAAAGCUUUCAGCACACAAAGCACACAUGGUAGUUGUCAAAUACAUGAAAGAAGUCACACUGGGGAAAAACCCUAUGUAUGUACACAAUGUGGAAAAGCUUUCAGUGCACAUAGUAGUUGUCAAAGGCAUGAAAGAACUCACACUGGGGAGAAGCCCUAUGUGUGUAAGAAGUGUGGAAGAGCUUUCAGCAGGCAUAGUCAUUGUCAAAAACAUGAAAAGGCUCACACAGGGGAAAAGCCCUAUGUAUGUACACAAUGUGGGAAAUAAUGUGGGAAAGCUUUCGGCACAAACAAAGAUUGUAAAAUACAUGAAAGAAGUCACACUGGAGAGAAACCCUAUGUAUGUAAGCAAUGUGGGAAAACUUUCAGUAGACAUAGUAGUUGUUGAAUACAUGAAAGAAGUCAUACUGGGGAGAAACCCCAUAUAUGUAAGCAAUAUGGGAAACCUUUUGGCACAAACAAGGAUUGUAAUAUACAUGAAAAGUCACACUGGAAAGAAACCCUACGCAUGUACACAACGUGGGAAAGCUUUCAGUACCCGUGA
This is a messenger RNA of Octodon degus (degu), 1167 nucleotides long. Its product is annotated as zinc finger protein 709-like. Gene Ontology annotation, biological process: regulation of transcription by RNA polymerase II. Gene Ontology annotation, molecular function: RNA polymerase II transcription regulatory region sequence-specific DNA binding; DNA-binding transcription factor activity, RNA polymerase II-specific. The transcript is spliced from 3 exons. The record is from RefSeq and is a predicted model, not a curated record. Gene Ontology annotation, cellular component: nucleus. Lineage: Eukaryota; Metazoa; Chordata; Mammalia; Rodentia; Octodontidae. The annotation marks the transcript as partial.